This is a messenger RNA of Chlamydomonas reinhardtii, 4442 nucleotides long. RefSeq lists its product as uncharacterized. Bases 400 to 3732 code for a protein of 1110 amino acids. Gene Ontology annotation, biological process: mitotic sister chromatid cohesion; replication-born double-strand break repair via sister chromatid exchange; synaptonemal complex assembly. NCBI's taxonomy places the organism in Eukaryota, Viridiplantae, Chlorophyta, Chlorophyceae, Chlamydomonadales, Chlamydomonadaceae. Gene Ontology annotation, cellular component: synaptonemal complex; cohesin complex. The transcript is spliced from 17 exons. Gene Ontology annotation, molecular function: chromatin binding; protein binding. The record is from RefSeq and is a predicted model, not a curated record.
GACUAUGGAAGUGUUCAGCUUGCCAUCCUGCGCGCGAAAGUAUUUUACUCUUUGCAUCGGCGUCUAUAGUCUUCGCUCCUGAGCUAAUCACUUGCUUCUGUUGGCGGUAUAAGUUGCAAUCUUUAGCAAGCUGCAUCUGCAGCUGGGUUACCAUCUCCAGCUGCUUGCGACCGGCAAUUGACAGGACCCACAAACCGCAGCUGAGCCACUCGCGGUAUUCGGGUCGUAUAUAUCACCUGGCCUCAGUAACAAGUUGGUAGAGGCGGAGACACUUGCAACGAUAUGGAUGCUGCCACGUUCGCUCUUCGUUUUGCUGACCGCGUCUUCGUGUCUUAGAUAUAGAUACGCGGUGGCUCUGUGGCUCGCGUCACGACAUCGUAGCAGCCCGGUGGCACUGCCAUGUUCUACGCAGCACAGCUAGUGUCGCGAGAUGGGCCACUCCAGGUGCUGUGGGUGGCCGCCACGCUGGACCGGCAGCUGAACCGGCAGUUGGUGGACGGCACCGCCAUUGCCAAGGUGGUGGACGUCUACCUUAAACCUGAGUCUAAAAUUGGAGUCUUCUCGGCAGGGCCGGCCGCGCAGGCAGCUGGGCAACACAGGAAGCACAAAGUUGCUCGCGGCCAGCCCCAACUCGCUAGCGAUGACGGUGGUGGCGACGCCGCUCCGCUGGCUCUGCGGCUGAGCGGGCAGCUGCUGCUGGGCGUGUGCCGCAUCUACUCGCGCAAGGUGGUGUACCUGCUGCAGGACUGCGAGCGGGCACUGUUGUUCCUGCACAACAUCUGCCCCGACGAGGUGCCGCUGGCGUUCGGCGGGGCGCACGCGGAUGAGGCGGGCUGGGCCGAGGGUGUGGGCGGGGCGGGCUCGGAGGACCACGACGUGGCCGAAGGCGAAGGCCGGAAACCAAAGUCAAGAAAGCGUGCAACGGCUACCAGAAUGGCGGCGGCGGGUGGCGGCGGCGGCAUGACGGCUGACGGGCUGGCGCCCCUGGUGCUGCCGUACGAUGAGGACGAGAUCCUUCUGGCGGGCUCCAGCCAAUCUCGCCGUGCCAGCGAGGCGCAGGGUAACAGUGCUGUGGAGGAGGGAGCAGGCGGCGGCGCGGGCCUGCUGCUGGGGCGGCUAGGCAGCGGUUUCGGCUCGGGAGCGCUGGAUGACCAGCUGGGCACGCCCGGAGCCAGCAGCCUGGGCGCCUGGGCCACGCCGGGGACCGCCGGCGGUGGCCGGGGCACUGACACCGGCCUGGGCAUGGGGGCGCCGGGCGCUGAGCAUGACUACUUCGACGACGCGGUGCCGGAGCACUUCGAGUUCGACCUGGAUGAAGAAGAGCUGGAGGGACUGAGGCUGGCUAGCCAAGCCGGCAUGGCGGCACAACAACACCCGGGAAAAGACAAGGAGCAGCAUGCGGAGGAGCUACAGGAGGAUGCAGUGCAGACUCCUCGGCGGCUGGCUCAGGAAUGGUCGCACGCAGACCCACAGGCUGCAGCGGCGGCGGCGCCUGGGGUAGACAGCACACUCACCGAGCGUCGGCAGGUGCUUUCGCCGUAUGGCGAGAUAGACAAUGAGGUAGAGCAGGUGGAGGAGGAGGAGGAGGAGGAGGAGGAGGAGGAGGAGGAGGACGAGGACGAGGAGGACGAGGAGGAGGAGGAAGAGGAAGCGGAAGAGGAGGAAGAGCAAGACCAUGGCCUGGGCGAGGCCCCUGCGGCGGCACCACCUGGAGGACGCAAGGGCCGGUUGGCAGAUGAAGAAGCCGCCGCAACUGCGGCAGCGGAUACACAGGACGCGGAGGCGGCCGAGUUUGGCGGCUGGGGGCAGCCCGACCCAGACGCAGGCGGUGCCGCAGCGCUCAGCCUCGGAACCGGCAGCGGCUUGGAGAGCACCGAUCUGCGGGCGGCUCUGACGCCUGGCGGCACCGAGGGGGCAGCUGCCGGCGCUGCGGCAACUGGCUCCGCAGCUGACACCGCGGGUGCAUCGGGUGGCGGACCGCAGCACACGGUGCCGCAGGCCACGGAUACGCCCGCGACACGCCGAAGCAGCCGCAAGGUGGUGCUGAGUCCAGGAUCAGCUGAGGCGGAACCCGCCUCCGCAGGAGCCAGCCCGAGGCCGCGGCCCCGCUUGCCCCGCUCAGUGCCUUCGCCGCGCGCAAGCGUUACCCUGGACGUCACCGAACAGAGGAGCACCAAGGGCGACACCGCGCGGGCCGCCACUACCCUGCCCACUGCAGUGGUGCGCAACCUGCUGCAGGACCGCUUGGGCCUCAUCGACCACGCUCGGCGAAACGCCGCCCGGCGGCGGGCAACGUUUGUAGGGGCGUCUGCUGGGGGCGUGCACGCCAGCGACGUGACUGAGCCUUCUGGCCACAGCGCAGCGGGGCCCUGGCUGGCGGUGUGGGGUCGAGCGGCUGGGGUGGAAACGGUUGUUGGACUUAAAGGUGCAUGCAGAGGUGGCAGUGGCUUCGCACGAGCGUCCAAGGGCAGCGUGAGGGCAGGUCCAGGUGCCCCUGCGCUGGCUGAGGGCGCCAGGAGCGCCGCCGGUAGUUCCAACAGUAGUGCCGGCCACAGUCAGCUAGACCUUGCCGCUGGCCCCGUCACGAUGCCGCUGGCCGCCUUGGCGCCGCCGCUGCAGCAGCUUUUCCAUCUGCUGGUGCAUGGCGGCGAGGAGCAGGCAGCGGCUGAAGGCAAGGCCGGCGGGGCCAGCAGCGCAAGCGGAGCGCCGCCUGCAAAGCGAGCCAGAAAGUCUCAAGCAGUGGCAGCGCCAGAGCAGCAGACGCAGCAGCUCCUGGACGCGGUGGGCGCAGGAAACGCGGGUGGCGGGGCCGCUGCCGCCACAACCAGCGGAAGCGCCGGGGCCCCAGCGAAGCCCGCCGGCGAUGUCGCCCAUUAUGAGGAGGAUGAGGACAUGCCGCCCCUGGACCUGGACAUGGGCUUGGAGUUCGGGCACCAUGCCGCCGGUGGUGGAGAUGCGGCGGACCAGGAAGCCCAACAGCCAGAGACUGGGUUUGCUGCUGGGGUAGGCCAGGACGAGGACCAGCGGCUGCGGCAGGAGCAGGAGGGGGCGGGGGCGGAGGAGGAGGAGGGAGAGGAGGAGCUUGAUGUCGAAAGCGACGAUGGCGCCGGUGGACAGCAGGCUGGCCACACCCGCAAGGUGGCCUCUGACGGCUUCACGGCGCGCACCCGGGCCGUACUGCGGCGGCUGCAGGCCCUGGCCGCAGGCGCUCGCCGUACCGUCAACAAGCCAGGCCAGUCCAUGAAGCGCCCGCGGGCAAGCCAAGCAACUGACGGCCUGCUGCAGGUGACUACUGCAACGGAGCUGCUGCAGCUGGUGGCGGACGGAGCCGAACCCCCGGCAGCUGGCGCCCCGGAUCACCGCGGCGGAGCAGUGGCAACUAUGGCCACCGCUGCAGCAGGCCGCAGCGGUAGUGGUGGCGGCGGCGGUGUGACCCGCAUGGCCGCCGCCCGCACGUUCUACGACCUACUGGUGCUCACCAACCGCGGAUACAUCUCGCUUGCGUGGGCGGGUGGGGCGUCAGCCGAUGUCACGGUGGACGCUCCGGGCGGACGGGGUAGGAGCCAACGCAGCGCUCCGACAGGCGCUGCAGAAGCAUCGAGCGCGGUGGCGCCUGACGGUGCGGGCAAUGGCGAGCUUGUAGUGAUAGCGCGGAGGCGCCUGGACGAGCAGGCCGCCGCAAAGACGGGCGCAGGCACGGGCCUGGCUGUCGGGCAGUCCGCAAUGAGCUAGACUGUGUAGCAAGGCGGCGCCGGUGCAUGCGUUGUGAAUCUUAUGGAUGGUGAUAGAUCAUUUGUGAGAGGGGGGGUCAGUAUUCCCAGGAAGAAGCUAGAGAUGCCAGGGGGGGCUGUGUUUAGCGCGGAGUCCAUGCAAUGCGCGAGCAUACAGCAUGUUCGUGGCUGCGUACGGAAGCAUACCCUGUGUUGAUAGCACGUCGCAUCUAUGUCACCGUUGCCCUGGUGACGAAUUAUAAGAGCCUGCCCUGAGCGCAGGCGGAUGGAGGGGUGGACUGGAUAGUAUAUGCUGCCCAUGGCUUGCAAAAGCUCUCUAAGGGUGCCAAACCAAUUCGUGGUGCGGAGUUCAUCCAAUUGUCUUACACCGUUGCAGCAAGCAUACAUUACUGCCCACAGAAGCAAUGCGUGCUGGCACAUUACCCGCACAUGAAGGGCUGCGCGGUCACACCCAUCACCGUGGAGGUGCAGGUUCGGGAAGAACCGUGGGGCAUUGUCACACUGUUCUACUUCCUGGGUGACACCGGUCUGAUUACGGUAGUGUGCAUCAGGGGGGGGGUAGGAAACAAAAUGCCAGACCCCAUGACCCGAAAUCCCCCGGGACCCCCUUGAGGGGACGACCGACCCCCACACGGAUAACACCGUGCUGUUUAGGGGUUAACUAUCUCGGUCCCGGUGAUGCUGUUUUUGCCUUUGUAAUCAGCCAUGAUG